Rubroshorea leprosula is the source of this 1553-nucleotide messenger RNA. Lineage: Eukaryota; Viridiplantae; Streptophyta; Magnoliopsida; Malvales; Dipterocarpaceae. The record is from the annotation of a GenBank genome assembly.
AAGAAGAAAGAAUUAAAAAAAAUGAUGCAAAAAAUGUACAAAGAGAUGAUAUCAACCAAUACUCGAAAAAAAAAAAACUGAAGACUUCAAAGGAAUAAGAAGUAGAGAAAGUUAGAAGAUAAUCCAGUUAUUAUCUAUUUCUUUUAGGAUAAUAUUAUUAUAUUAAAUUUUUUAAUUCCAACUUAUUUUCUAUUUCAAAGAAUUAUACCAAGAGCAAACUUAUUGUCUGAGUUUGAAGAUUAUUUGCUAAGAAGUACAAGGGAGAAUGUGAUGAAAGGAAUAAAACAGGAUGGUAGACAAAUGGAAAUUGGUGAGUCAAGCAAUUCUGCCACAAGAAUUUCUGAAAAAAUAGUAAGGACAAUUGAAGAAAGCCAAGAAAAUAUUUUCACUUUAGCUCAAAGUCAAGAAAUAAGGAGGACAGGAAUUAGAAGACAAAAUGGUGCAAAUCCCUUUGAUGUUCCACAGAGAUCAACAAGAAAAAGACAAAGAGAAGCUAGCAACAAUGUUGAACAAAGAAAUGUUUUGAUUGAUUUUGGUCCUCCAAUAUACAUUUGUACAAAGUGUGGAGCAUGGCAUUGGAUCCAGGAGAAAAUAAAAAAGGACAGAAGACAGGGACCUUUUCGCUUCAAACUAUGUGGACAAUGUUGUCAUAGAAUUGGAUCACUUUUACCUCCUGAAGGUCAGAAUCCAACAUUUGCACAACUUUAUGUUUUUGAUACAGAUAAUGAAGUCCAUAAUAGAUUGAAUGUGGCCAACACAUCAACUGAUGAUGAUCCUUUGAACAAGGAGAUAGUUGAAGAUCUAAUAAAGAUGUUUGAUGAAUGCAACAAAUUAGUGCAAGUUUUCCAGAGAGCUAGAGAUACAUUGGUAGAAAAUGGAAUACCAGAAUUUCAGCUUAAAUUAUUAAGUGGUGGAGGACCUGGUGAUCAUCAAUAUUCUGCACCAGAAAUGGCAGAAACUGUUGGAUUAAUAAUCGGAGCUGAAGAAGAGAUCGUGCAGGGCCGAGAUGUGAUCAUUCAACAUAGGAAUGGUACUAUGAAAAGAAUUAAUUCAUCUUUUCCAUACUACAUGGCUUUACAGUAUCCUAUUUUAUUUCCCUAUGGUGAAGAAGGAUAUAGAAACAAUUUAUAUGAAGUUGAUGAGAAUGGGAAUCAAACAAAUGACAGGAUCUCAAUAUGUGAUUACUACAGAUAUUAUUUUUAGUUUAGAGUUAAUGAAUGGAACACAAUCAUGUAUGGUGGUAGAUUAUCUCAGUAAUUUGUUGUGGAUGUAUACUGUUGUGCUGAAGAACAGCGAUUAUUAUAUCAUCGUCUCAACCAAAGUCAAUUGAGAACAGAAUUUUACAAUGGUCUGGUGGAUGCAGUGAACAAAGGGGAUACAGAUGGUAAAACAAUUGGGAAGAAAAUCAUAUUACCAUCAAGUUUUACUGGUGGACCAAGAUACAUGCAACAGCUGUAUCAAGAUGCAAUGUGCAUUUGUCAACAUUUUGGCAAUCCAGAUUAUUUUCUUACAUUCACUUGCAAUAGUCAUUGGAAUGAAAUUAAAGAAGCUUU